This is a messenger RNA of Pomacea canaliculata, 3552 nucleotides long. RefSeq lists its product as uncharacterized. The record is from RefSeq and is a predicted model, not a curated record. Gene Ontology annotation, molecular function: protein binding. NCBI's taxonomy places the organism in Eukaryota, Metazoa, Mollusca, Gastropoda, Architaenioglossa, Ampullariidae. Bases 1052 to 3385 code for a protein of 777 amino acids. The transcript has 10 exons.
UGCGAUGCUAGAACUCUCAUUGCCGUAUUACUGGGGUACUCCUGUACAUUACAGCAGAAAUUUGUAUUUGAAAAAAAAUUUGUUCCCUGCCUUAUUGUCUUCAUAAAAGUAUUUGUAUUCAAUAUUUUGUAAACACUAUUUUGACAUUUUUGCCAGCGCUACAACACACAACACAUGUGUCUAAAUCGUUGCAGGCUUGAUCCUAACUGUCGAGAUCGUACACCUGGACAUUUCAAAGAAGCACCCGUAACUAUUUCUAGUCUGUCGUAUCAGUCAAUUACCUGUCGAGAUAGUCGGUCAGGUCAAAGAAAGAGCCUCUCGAAAGAUCGGAACAAAGCACAAGCUUUCGGGGCCAGGCUGUGGUAAUUGUCCUCCCGACACCCGGUGAUUUGCGAUCCUGACGGCGAGCAUUUCGAUCUGAGUGCGGCCUGACUACAAUCAAAGGGUCGGUCCGCUAGGUCUGCCCUACUCAGCCACACCUGUGUUUCAAUGAGCAUGAAGUAUUUCCAUGUAUGUCCUCGGGGCUUGAAUCUUGCCCGGUAGUUUUAUACCUUCAAGUCUUGAAAUCUUUUCUCAGUCGCACUCAUCGACUACUGAUCGCACCCAAGGGUCCCAGGGUCCAACGGAAAGCUGAAGGCAAAGGCACCGAAGUACCUAUUGAAGUCGUAGGACACACAUACAGGGGAUUCAUCCCACACAGGACCCCACAUGUCUGUACCGAUCAGAGUCAUUAGUCACUAACGGAGACCUUGCACGUGCCCAAGACAACCCGACAUCACAGGUGGAUACUGAACUCUGAAAAAUCGGAUCGAGGAAAUGCUAAAUACUAACAGCAUCUGGUCUGCUGCGGGUGGUGUGCUGGUGACAUAAGGUGCACUGCAUACCCGAAACACCAUCCACCCCGUCAUGGUCUACUAAGAUGACCAGUGCUCAGCUGGUUGCCUCUCUACUUCUAUGACUUCAAGUAUCCUGUACCACGCUUCUAGGAGUCUCGUCAAAAGACGACAUACGGACGGGUGUGGUCAAGCCGUCUAAAAAUAGAGUGUCCUCCAUGCUUGUCUUCGGACUGUUUGGCGCCGAGCGCCUGACCCUGGAGAUCAAGGCCGGCAUGACCGUGCUGGAGCUGCGGCGCCAGAUCCACAAGAUGCUGAAUAUUCCAGAAGACCACAACAAGCACGACAAGAAGGUGUUGGUCCUCUCGUGGGCCGGCGCUGACCUUAGUGACCACUGGGUGCUGUCUGACCUCAGCAUCGUGCCAGGAACCACCAUCCACAUCAACCUCAAGGAGGAGGUCAAGCCUGUCCUUUACAUACUGUGCUCCCAUUCUAAGAACACCAUCAAGGUGUAUGACAAGAUGACGGUCGGGCAGAUGACGCUAGAGGAGGUAAGGAGUCUGGCGUCACGUGAGACGGGACUUCCGGUGGGCAUCUACCGCUUGACGACGCGCGACGGGCGGGAGAUGUUUGACGGCCACACGCUGGAGGACUAUCACGUGGACCUGGGCCACACCAUCUACCUGGAAAACAUGGACGGCUGGAACAAAUUCCUUAAUUUAGCCAUCAUCGGCUUCACGCAGCAGGUACUCGACGAAAUACUUCCAGAGGAAACAAACGGACGGUACCAGAUGAAGGUAGCUCUGUUUAUCGCGGCCCACUUUGGUCACGUGGACUUGGCACGCGCCAUGCUACGUCAAGGUAUCCGCGCCUCGGAGCCAGUCGGGUAUCCCCCACAGCGCAUGUGGUGCGCGGACCGCGGCCAUGUGGAGAGCAAGAAAGCAGCGGUGCAUGAGGCUGUAGAGAUGGGACAGAUGGGUGUGUUACGGCUGUUCGUGAAUCACGACGUCACGGUCAUCACGGCGAAAGAUGGUAGUGGCCUGGCCCCGCUCAACAUCGCCCUGCGCAAGAAAAUCAAGAACUGUGCCUCGUUCCUGCUGGCCAAGCAGUGGUCAAAGAUGAUGAUCGAUGCCGACACGGCGUUCGCGCUGCACAUUCACACCUACACUCACCUGCGCCAGUGGUGCGACCGCGCCAAGGAACGUGUCUUCAUGAAGUACGGGCAAGCCAAAUCCUCGCUCAAACGCAGGCCUUUCCUCUCAGGUCCGUUGGUAGGUUUCGGGGUGAACAUCGAUGGCUUCUCGCCCAGCGUCAUGACGGGGAAGACGAGGCCCCCUCAGCCCAAGGAGAAGAAAAAGCCGGUUGUCAGACAGUGUAACAUACAAGCGGACGUUUUCAGCGACCCAGAGUCCUACUUCCGACAGGUGAUUGCUGUGCAGAACUUGAAGUCCAUGUCCGACCGAAUGGCGGGAGGCAAGUUCAACAAGGUCGUGAGGAUGGCCUCCCAGGCAAAGUUUGCUCUCGAGGACAUUGCUGCGUCUCGCAAGCAGGAGACAGGUGAAGUGGGCCUCAAACUUCAUCGAGCGGCUGCACUUGCCCCUAGAGACAACCCUGAAUUGAUGCACCUACCACCCUUAACUCAAGCACGGCGCAGUCAUCCGAUGGGCACUGCACACACUAAGCUUGCCAUGUCUACAGAUGUCAAAUAUGAAAACCAGCCACAACUCAUGUAUACCUCACAACUACCUGCACCCCCAACGGCAUCUUUUGGGCACGUAAGACCCCCACCGCUCGAAAGGGAGAGAAACAAGCUAUCCACACUGACCAGAUCGCAAAGAAAAGCUUACUUUAUGGUUCGGCGUGGAAGCAAGACCACUUUACUGCAAGGUGAAAGUGAAGGCCAGGGUCAGCUGCAAGGAGAGACUGGGAAAGUGGGGAGUAACCCAACCAAUAGAAAGAUCCUGCCCAUCCUGCCCAAGUCGAGCGAAGGGAUCCUGCACAAGAUAGCAGCAGACGUGGCAUCCACAGACACCGCCUCCAUAGCCACUGGAAUCGAAAGUCUUUCCUCCCAAACGCCAUUGGACGCAUCCCACAAUGCCACUGUGGACUCGGCAGUGCUUCCGGGCAAGAACGUUGGCGCUGACGUCAAAACACACGUGACCGCUGAAGGAGCAAUGACGUCAAAGAAGCGCCGAAAGAAGCAGCGAGGGCGGGUGACGUCCGCCGUGCUCAUGUCCAAGGCUGCGGAGACCGGGGAGGGCUCCAUCCCGCUGCCUCUCGUGUCGGACGAACACGAUCGUCGUCCAUUUUUCUACUACAACGGCAAGCGUGAGCGCACCUUCAUCGAGCCCGUGGUUACACUGUGGUCGCACUACAUGCACACCUCGGGUGGCUCUCCCCGAGAACGCGCCAUCAAGGCCUUGUCCGUUGCAGCCGCUUUCAAGGACAAGCCCUGGCUCAGUCAGAUCCGCAUCGCCCUCAAGCUGACCUCCAACCCGCUCAAGCGGAACGUCCGCUUACUGCACGGCACGAGGACAACACCUGCCAUGUAAAAGUGUAAACAGGGGCGGAGCAAGGCCCUCGGCUACAGACAACUACUGCGCCACACUUCACCCCAAUGAACUAUUUAUCAACACAAAUAUUGGAACGAUUCUACGUUUAGGCUUAACCCUAUUUUUCUAACUGAAAAUAUCAAUAAUAAACAUAACUCUAGAUAUUA